UAGAGUAGAAGGGAGACAGACGCACUCGCAUGAAACCACGGGCGAACCAUGAUAAUGCAAGCUCACUUUUUUUCUGACGUAGCGGAUGUUUAACGAGAGAUAAAUACUACAGUCGCCCUCAUACUGGUGUCGGAGGGGAAAGAGCCGAAACGGGGAAAAAUAGCGGAUGGUUUGACCUCAUUGGGGUUAUUUGUUGUUUUCGUCGCCGUUUUUGUGGAGACCACCGAUGUAACGGUUCUGGAUUUGAUGGGUUGGGUUGACAGGACGGGAUGCACAAAAGAGCGUCUCUUACACGGUGUUUAGUAGCAGACCUAGAACGGAGGAGGGGAAGAGGGGAACACAACAACAAGGAGACGUUCUUUAUUAGCCGGGGGAAGACAGCGCCAGACCAGGAUACGGUAGCGGAGAGAAGGAGAAGACCGAAAGCGUCGCUCGAAUGAUUGUGCUGUGGUGGAUCCCGCGACGAUGCGACGACACUGCUGGGUGAUAGUGCUGGCGGGGAUGUUGUCGUACUUCAACCCGGAGAGAGCCCUUGGAGCCCCGCAGAGAGAAGUCUCUCAAUCCAGGGCUGCGUCUCUCUCUUCUCCGCCCUACGUCGUCAUCCUCAUCUCUUGCUCGGGUCUCGUCUCCUUUGUUUUACUGCUCUUCACCUGUCUGUGCUGUAAGAAGGGAGGAGUGGGAUUCAAUGUAAGUCUCCGUCAUGAGUUUGACAAUGCAGAGGGGGAGGAGUGUUCUGGGGGUUCUAGCCCCGCCCAGGAGGACAGUCUGUCCUCUUGCCCCUCCCUCCCGGAGGUCUACACCCUCCCACUCAGGGACAGGGCUAACUGCCUCGCCCUGCAGGAUGGCUCAGACUCUAAGUCGAAGUACUUCCAUAGGCACACUCUCAACUACCUUCAGGAAAUAGGAAAUGGCUGGUUUGGAAAGGUGAUCCUAGCGGAGGUGCUGUGUGACUGCAGCUCUUCCCAGGCCGUGGUGAAGGAGUUACGGGUCAGUGCCAGCCCUCUGGAGCAGAGGAAGUUCUUGGCUGAGUCUGAGCCAUACAGAACAGCCUCAAGUCAGGGUAUGGACUCUACAAGGUGUCAAAAGCUUUCCACAUGCUGGCCCAUGUUGACUCCAAUGCUUCCCACAGUUGUAUCAAGUUGGCUGGAUUUUCCUUUGGGUGGGGGACCAUUCUUGAUACACACGGGAAAUUGUUGAGUGUGAAAAACCCAGCAGCUAUGCAGUUUUUGACACACUCAAACCAGUGUGCCUGACACCUACUACCAUUCCCCAUUCAAAGGCACUUAAAUCUUGUGUCUUGCCCACUCACCCUCUGAAUGGCACACUUACACAAUCCAUGUCUCGAUUGUCUGAAGGUUUAAAAAUCCUUCUUUAACUUGUCUCUCCCCCUUCAUCUUCACGGAUUGAAGUGGAUUUAAUAAGUGACAUCAAUAAAG
Oncorhynchus keta (chum salmon) is the source of this 1436-nucleotide messenger RNA. Its product is annotated as serine/threonine-protein kinase LMTK3-like. Gene Ontology annotation, biological process: protein phosphorylation. Bases 466 to 1197 code for a protein of 243 amino acids. The transcript has 6 exons. Lineage: Eukaryota; Metazoa; Chordata; Actinopteri; Salmoniformes; Salmonidae. Gene Ontology annotation, molecular function: ATP binding; protein kinase activity. The record is from RefSeq and is a predicted model, not a curated record.